GUCAAAUGCUUGCGAUUCGCUCAUGCACCCAAAUGAUUUCGAAAUAAUGUCAGUCGGCAGCCCCUCUACGGCCUUGAUGCUUACAUGAAUUAUUAUAAAAUUUAGAAAAGACGAGAUUCAAGACUAGGAUACAGCAAAAGGCCGCUCAAGAUGAGGCCAUUACAUCUCCUAAUUUUUUGCUGCGCAGUUUCAGCAUCAUUUGCGAAAAUUCUCAUCCAAGACGGAGAAAAAGAAAUAAAACUACAAAAACGAGGUGGUGCGGAAAUCAUCGGCAUUGCCACAAGUGAAAAAGAUUCAGGAGAAUCUGGCACUACCAGAAAGCGACUCGUCGCGUACUUGGACUUCGAAAAAUUCAAUGGCGCAACUGCUUCAGAUGAAUCUGGAUUUGACAACAACGCACAGAUGUCGACCGGUGCCCUCGUUGCUAAGAUCCCAGACAGCAACUGUGGCAACGUCGCCUACCUUUGGUGUGUAGACAUUAGUUUCCAGAGCACCGAAUUCCAAGCCAAGCCCAAGGUGGCCGUCACUGUCGCAGCAUGGAUCUACCUUGUGAAGAUCGAUGGCUCUCACUCAAUCUUCCACACCGUUGGAGCCACUCACCCAAUGGGUCAAUAUCAUUUUGAGGUCAACUACGGCAACGUGCGUUGGUUCCACAGAAACGAGAGCCAGAACGUCGUGUUCGAAACUGAGGCUCAUGCAGUCAAACCACACGAGUGGACCCAUAUUGCUGGUACAUACAACGCAUCAACCGGAUUCGCCAACAUCUUUAUCAAUGGAGAGAUCAAGAACCACUCAGUUGGCAACGGUUACCUAUCACGUGACUGGGGAGCAGAGGCCAAGAUUGGCAACAACAAGAUGAACAGACCACUCAGCGGUCUCAUUGACGAGUUUAGGAUAUAUAACUAUGCCUUGAGCCCAGAGGAAAUCAAGCAGCUUUUUGAGAAGUGCAAGUUCGGAUCUGGAGCCAAUAACCUGAACGAGAAGACUGGUGGUGGAAGAUCCGAUGGUAUUGCAGGAAUUGCUGGAGAUGGAGGAGCUGGCGGGGAAAGCAAAAGCGACGUAGCGGCGGAUGAAAAAGGGCCGAGUGCCGACAAUAAAGUUGAAUUUAAACCUGAAAAAACAAAAGGGAAGGCCAAAGAGCAAGCCUCGGAAUCGAGCAGCAAUAACAACAACAGCAACAGCAACAACAACAACAACAGCGAAUCGAGCAAAGAUUCAGUGUUAAAGAAAUCGACCAUCCAUACAUAACCAUGAACUUUCCAAGAAAUAAAUGACAGCAUAGAUUAUUUCUAUGAAAUAUCUUGUAAUCAAGCUAUAAUUAGCCUGGAAACAGGAUGAGAAACUGAAGGACAAAUGAACCAUUCUUGACGUAGGGAAAUUGUAACUAUAACUUUGGGAUAUACUGUGGGCGGCAGAGGAGAAGAGCUGAUGCAAUAUAAUAAAUAUAUAGCUCGUAUUAGAAUUGGAGACAUUUUUCACAGCAUGAUAACCACUAAUAACCUAGAUUAUAGGGAUCUUGUAUAAAGAUUCAUCUACCGUUUAAAACCAAAUGUUGCAUUUAGAUGACUGGAAAAACUUAUAAUAUUAUACUUGGAUUUUGUUCGAAACUCAAAAAUUGUAAUGUAAAAAGCUCUUCGACUGCGGCUGCAAGAAAAAGGGCCAUUCAAAUAUGAGGCUUGGUACAGCUUCAACCACAAAUAAGAGCUAUGAUACUAUUCGAAUUUGCAAUGUUUGGUUUAUAAUAAUUAAUCGCAUUUUGAUUAGAUGAGAUAACACUUUUUACAA
Molecule: messenger RNA, 1785 nt
Organism: Rhopilema esculentum
Lineage: Eukaryota; Metazoa; Cnidaria; Scyphozoa; Rhizostomeae; Rhizostomatidae
Source: RefSeq, a predicted model, not a curated record